CGAAACGUGCCAUGUGGUCGACGUGAUGUUUUCUAAUUUGAUUCGUAUAUAUUGAGGAUAUUGAAUAUAUUGAGUAUAUUGCGUAUAUUGCGUAUAUUGCGUAUAUUACGUAUAUUGCGUAUAUUGUUCCACGUUCUUUAAAUCUUUUUCUACAUUUAUCAAAUCGAGAAACAUGUCAGAAGUUCACGAAGCUGUGGGGAAGAAACGGAAACAAAGGCGUUCUCACACGCAGAUGGUGAAGAAAUUUGCUCGUCAGAGAGAUACCGGCAGCAAUCUUGAUCAAGAUACUUAUCAAUACUUGAUACGUAUUCUCGACCUAAUGCGCAAAGAUUUUUCCACAUCUGAAGAAAAGAUAAUGUUUGUGCAGAACGUAUAUCAGGAAAUAACAGGUCGCGAAGCUGAAUGCGCGCGUAAUCAAGUUGGAUCUCGUGUCAUGGAAUCUCUGCUGAAGCAUGCUAGCUUGGAGGCCAUUCAGACAUUGGUUCAAGCAUUCGAAGUCUCUCUAAGACAAUUGAGCAGCGACAAAUUUGCGAGUCAUGUCUUGCAAGAAAUAAUAGUGGUCUGCGCUGACAGAGGCAACAGAAUUCCUACAUCUACCAUUAAUGAGCUUGUGAAAGAUAAAACAAUCACACCAAAAUUAGAAAAAACUGAUAAAUUGGUCAUAGAAGAUAAACUUGAUACUUAUACUAUUGAAGUUAAAUCUGAAGUGAAAUCUUACAAUGCUGUUGUCAUAGAAGAUAAACUUGAUACUUAUACUAUUGAAGUUAAACCAUCUGAAGUGAAAUCUUACAAUGCCAUUGUCCUGAAGCUAAGUAAAUAUUUUUUGAAUAAUAUUGAAGAAUUUGCGUUUGACACUUACGCUAACCAUGUAUUGCGGACAGUCGUAGAAUGUCUAGCAGGAUUAAUUGGAAAGUCUGAUAAUGAAGAUAAAAAGAAAUUUACUGUACCGUGCCUUGCAAAAAGGCGUCCUGUGAUACAGGAGUAUAAAGAUCUACUGAUACAAAGUUGCAAUCAACUACAGAAAUGGCCACUGUUUCGUGACUUUGCACAGAAAGACAUUACUUCUGGCUUAGUACAGUGUGUCUUAUAUUCGUUGAAAGAUGUUGAUCUAGAUUUAACAAAAACUAUCAUCAAGAAAAUUAUAAUCGCUUGUUUUAAAUCGAAAGAAGAUGAACAUUUUAUAACUAAUGUAUUUGCCACAGAGAGUUGUGUCAGGUUAUUAGAAGCUUGUUUAAUGGUGGCACAGCCAAAAACUUUCAAGAAGUUAUAUAAAAUAUUUUUUGCUGGAAAAUUGGAACUUUUAUGUUUGACACAAAAAUUUGCACAAAGUUCAAAUUUCAGUGUGCAAAGAUUGAUGGAUUAUUGUGUUACCAAAGAAAUCUUUGAAGAGAUAUUUGACGAAAUUUCAGAAUAUUUUCCAAGAAUUUUGCAACGAGGUUUUACUGGAAUAUUAAUUAGUGCUGGAAAUGCAUGUAAGAGGUUGCAAACAAAACAAGGUGCAUUUGUUAAUGCAAUGAUCAAGUCGUUGGAAUGUGACAAGUCUACAGAAGAUCAAGCACAACUCAUGCGUUGUAUUGUUACUUUGAAGAGUCCGACUCAACUGGAAUCAACCUCGGAUAAAUCACGACCAAUUCUUAAUUUACAUGGAAGUUUAAUAACACAAGCUAUAUUGAAUUUCAACAAGCCCAUCAAAAUCGUGAACUCUCUAUUGCAGAUGGACAAUGAAGAACUGUUAUGGUUAUUCGGUGAUCCAAAGGGCAGUCGCAUUCUAGAUGCCUUCAUGGACAGUAAAUACAUCGGUGAGAAGAGCAGAGAAAAGUUAUACAAGAAGUUACACGGUAUCUGGGCAGAGUUAGCUAAAAGCACGCAUGGAUCUAGAUGCGUGGACAAAAUGUGGGCAUCGGCGCAUAUGAAGCAAAAACUCCUCAUCAUGGAGGAAUUAGCCGCAGCUGGAGAAUCUUUAAGAUCCACAAAAUCGGGCCAGAUUAUCUUUACCAAGCUGAAUGUUGCGUUAUUUGCGAGAAAUAAGAAAGACUGGUCGGAAACACAAGGAAAAGAGGAGAAGACCAGAGCGUUAUUCGCGGAUAUCAUUGGAAAAACAAAAAAAUAAAAAUUCCAAAAAUAUGCCAUUGUUUAUGGUAUAAUAUUACUUUUGAUAUAUAUAUUAAAUAACUGACAAAAAAUUAGUAUUUUGUUUCUCUAAAAUGUCGAACACAUCUUUCUUUUUUAUAAAUUUAUGAUAGAAAAAUAGAUUUUAAUGCAAGAAAGAUACACAGAAAGGAUACAAGGAUACAAAUAUCUCUUAUCUUUUGGAAAAAUAU
Molecule: messenger RNA, 2321 nt
Organism: Linepithema humile (Argentine ant)
Lineage: Eukaryota; Metazoa; Arthropoda; Insecta; Hymenoptera; Formicidae
Product: nucleolar protein 9
Biological process (GO): ribosomal small subunit export from nucleus; endonucleolytic cleavage in ITS1 to separate SSU-rRNA from 5.8S rRNA and LSU-rRNA from tricistronic rRNA transcript (SSU-rRNA, 5.8S rRNA, LSU-rRNA); endonucleolytic cleavage to generate mature 5'-end of SSU-rRNA from (SSU-rRNA, 5.8S rRNA, LSU-rRNA)
Cellular component (GO): nucleolus; preribosome, small subunit precursor; 90S preribosome
Molecular function (GO): RNA binding
Source: RefSeq, a predicted model, not a curated record